This is a messenger RNA of Nerophis lumbriciformis (worm pipefish), 2735 nucleotides long. RefSeq names its product extracellular serine/threonine protein kinase FAM20C-like. The record is from RefSeq and is a predicted model, not a curated record. Gene Ontology annotation, molecular function: phosphotransferase activity, alcohol group as acceptor. NCBI's taxonomy places the organism in Eukaryota, Metazoa, Chordata, Actinopteri, Syngnathiformes, Syngnathidae. Gene Ontology annotation, cellular component: Golgi apparatus. Gene Ontology annotation, biological process: protein phosphorylation; enamel mineralization.
AUGUGGCGAAUGUGCCGUCGCUCCAGGACAAUCUGUCUGUCAUUGGCACUCAUCUCCAUUUUCCUGCACCUUCUCCUGGCGCUUGUCUCACUUUCCUUGUACCGUCAGCCCUGUGACCCCCCGCUAACCCCAUGGACACACGUAUUGAAACGUCUGGUAAACAAAAGCGGCUCCUCUACGGGUAUCGGUGGUCCGACCAUAUCACCAACCUCUACCGAGAAUCGUGUUGGAACGCCUCGUAACAAACUCCUGUCGGGGAAAAGUGAAGGAAUCGCGCCGGUGAAAGCACCCCUGGCUGAACAACUGGCGGCCGGCCUGUCGAAACUGGGUGCGUUGUUUGAUCACCCUCUUUACGAUGUCCCCACCACAGCCAUGCAUGAAGAUGACUGGCUGCUGAGGGUCAAACCAAAGCGGAAGUCUGAAAGGAGCUCCCAGAUGUGGGUGAGCGCGAGCCAAGAAGGCUACGACCACUGGAACAGCAGCAGCAACAGCCAUCCCCCCUGGCUGCGCUUUCACCUCGGCAUCUCUCGUUGGCAACUCUACCCCCAUCAGGACCCCAACAUUGACUCCGUGGUCGAGCAGCUGGCCACUCACCACAUCGUUAGUGCAGUGCAGAAGACCGGAGGUACACAACUGAAGCUGGUGAUGUCAUUUCCCAACUAUGGGAAGGCCAUGUUCAAACCCAUGAAGCAGCAGAGAGAAGACGAAACCGACUACAACCUCUACUACUUCUCCGAUUUCGAGCGACACAACGCUGAAAUCGCAGCCUUUCACUUGGACAGGAUUUUGGGUUACAGGAGAGUCCCUCCUGCCGUCGGGAGGCAAGUGGAUGUGGUCAAAGAGAUCAAAAACAUCACCACUGAUCUCAAGCUGGCCAGGACGUUCUUUAACUCUCCCGUGGGAAACGUGUGCUUCUACGGCCGGUGCUCUUACUACUGUUCAACAGAGCAUGCUAUCUGUGGCCGGCCCAGGAACCUGGAGGCCUCCUUGGCCCUUAUGCUGCCCGACCUCUCCCUGGCAACCCGGAGGAGCUGGAGGUCCCCCUGGAGACGCUCCUACAGCCGCAGUAAACUAGCAAAAUGGGAGACAGAACCGGACUACUGCUCCACCAUCAAAAAGACAGGUCCAUACGACAAAGGUACCAGACUGGUGGAUUUUAUGGACCUGGUCAUACUGGACUUCCUGAUGAGUAAGUUCAUAUUUUGAUAAUACAAACUGAGUCAAAGAAGGAGGGUCACAGUAUUUUGUGACAGUGUUUUUCAACCUUUUUUGAGCCAAGGCGCAUAUUUUUCAUUGAAAAAAUCCGGAGGCACACCACCAGCAGAAAUCAUUAAGAAAUGAAACUCAGUAGACAAUAAAAAGUCGUUGUCGUAAUUGUUGGCUAUGAAUUUUAUCCAUAACCAACUAUGCAUCACUAUAGCUAUUGUCUCAAAGUAGGUGUACUGUCACAUCAUGCCGUGACUUAUUUUGACUUUUUUGGUUGUGCUCCCGUGCGUAGUGUUUUAGUUCUUGUCUUGCGCUCCUAUUUUGGUGGAUUUUCCUGUUUUUUGGUAUUUUCCUGUUGCAGUUUCAUGUCUUCCUUUGAGCGCCAUUCCCCGCACCUGCUUUGUUUUAGCAAUCAAGAAUAUUUAAGUUGUUGCUAUCUUUUUUUGUGUGGACAUUGUUCAUUGUGAUGUCAUUGUGGACGCCGUCUGCUCCACAUGCUGUAAGUCUUUGCUGUCGUCCAGCAUUCUGUUUUUGUUUACUUUGUCGCCAGUUCAGUUUUUGUUUCGUUCUACAUAGCCAUCCCUAAGCUUUAAUGCCUUUUCUUAGGGGCACUCACCUUUUGUUUAUUUUUGGUUUGAGCAUUAGAUACCUUUUUACCUGCACGCCGCCUCCCACUGUCGUCUGCACAUGUGAUCACGACAAACCAUCCCGACAUCUACAAAGCAAUUAGCUACCAGCUUCCACCUACUGAUAUUGAGGAGAAUAACAUGGUUACUCUGCCGAGCUCUAGACAGCACCGACACUCAACAACGGCACAUUAUUUGCGGAUUAUAAUUACUGCUUUGCAAAAAAUAUUUUUAAACCAAAUAGGUGAAACUAUAUAAUCUCCCACGGCACACCAGACUGUAUCUCACGGCGCUAGUGUGCGCCGAGGCACACUGGUUGAAAAACACUGCUUUAUGACACCAGAGAACACUUUCAAGCCUUUCAUCCCAAAACGGUCAAAUAAAUGUGUGAUUAAAAAACUUCAAACAUUUUUAUCUAUACUAAUAUAUUUUGUGUUCAUGCCCUUUUUUUUGGCAAAAUAACCCCUAAUUUCUUUUCAGGAGCAAAGACACAAAAUAGGGGUAUUUUUGAUGACCGUUUGGCCAAAAAUACAGUGCCUCAGGUUAAAUGUUCAGUUAUGGGUGUCAGUGAGGGUAAAAACAAAGUGUAAGCAUAACUGUAAAAACUUUGCAAGAAAGGGGAUCAUGAAAUUUAAAAAGAAAAAGAAAUAAAUAAAACUACGGCUGUUAAAUGAUUACUAUUUAAAAUCAGAUUAUUCCCAUUUUGGAAUUUGGGGAAUGAUACUUCACAGGUGGUUAGUACUCGCGUGCGUAAUUUAAAAAAUGCUUUAGAAAAUACCUCAAUAUUUGUACCCAAAUGAAAUUGUAUUGUCAGAAUGUCAUCCAGGAACAUUUUUAAACAUUUGACCUUAAUGCAUGUCAUUUAUUUGCACAAAAUUUGGUAACAGUUUUAUGUAAAGUUCU